UUACGAUCUGUAGCAUGUGCGUGUGUGGCUUUCCUUAGCCGACGUCUUUCCCAUCAAUCACAGUCUCUGUGGGCAGAGGAAGAGGGAGAGAGAGAGGGAGUUAGAACACCACGAGGAGUGGCAACCCAAUGUGUGCAGCGAUGACCCUGAUAAUCCAUGUUGUCCGGGUUGGAAGAUAUCUGAAACGUCAGGACUUUGUUUAACAGCUGUAUGUGAAGAUGGGUGUGGACAGGGAAUCUGUAUUGGGGCCAAUCUCUGCCAGUGCCCCGAUGGUUCAUUGGCCAACUACUGUCAAGGAGAUACCAAAUCUGCAAUAAGAGAUGUGUCUGAAGAAAAAGCCACACUCCCUCCAGAGUAUAAGUAUGACAAAUCUGUGGCCCAGGGGAGGGGUCUUGGGUCAGCAUCCAGCCAAGAAUUCUCAGAGAUUAGCCCCUCUUGUGAGGAUCUGGGAUGCCAGCAGAGAUGUGAUAUGAGUGAUGGCAUCCCACACUGUAGCUGUGGUCCUGGCUACACCCUACACUCAGAUGGCUUAACCUGUACUGAUGUUGAUGAGUGUGUGCAGUAUGCCCAUAUAUGCAGCCAUAGUUGUCGCAAUAUAGCUGGAGGGUUUGUGUGUGAUUGUCAGUCUGGGUACAGGCUUCAUUCAGAUGGGAGAACAUGUAAUAAGGUAGAGGAGCCUGUCACAGACACACCCUCCGCUGAAGAUCCCUCUGCAGUUCCUUACCACUGGAGACAAUAUAUUGAUGACAUGUUAGACCCUCAUAAGCCAUCACCAGAAGAACCAGCCCAGAGGGCCACCCAGCCAAAGAUGAGCAUUAAAGCCAGAGUAAGGACAACUAAACAGAGGGGCAUCCAAGAGCCAUAUGUACCUCCAUCGGAAGGCACGGACACUCAGGACAGACCCUCAUUUGUUGAGCAUGAUUCAUCCAGACAACCAACGCACCUUCACGGAGGCCAUCCUUCAUUACCACACCAGCCUGGCCCUGGCUUUAGAAGUGAAACAUCUGGACAUGAUCCUUACAAUCUGCCUUCACAGUUUAAUCCAAAUGCUCGAUAUGAGCAGCUUCCUCCUGAGUUGACCAAGCAAAUGUUUGGAAAAUAUGAUCGCAAGAAGUUGGUUCCAUUUGACUUUGAAGAUCAAGAAUAUCAAGAACCAUUUCGAAAGGGUGGUCCAUCAGCAGAGGGACCUGGGUCAAGAGCCAUAUUCUGGGAAGAAAUCCCAACUGACAUUGCAACGACACUCACCAAAGUUACCCCCUGUGGGUCUGGGUACAACUGCCCUGAUGCCUUACCUGAGUUUGCUGACCCUUCUUUCCAAGUACCUGAUUUGGCUGAUCCCUUUCUUCAGGCUCCUAAUCCACCCCUAGAACCUCCUCCUGCUGUGAUACCAAUUGAAAAGCAGAGACUCGCAGACCGAGGCAGCUUGAACAAACCGCAAAUCAAAACGAAGAAGGUGAGUCGACGAAAGGAGCAUAGACCCAGGGGACAUAAACAUAGGAGGAGACACAGGAAGGGCAAAACUCGCAACAAGAAGACUAAAACUGAUAAAACCAAACCAUCACCUUCUACUUACUUGAAGAAACCUACAACGUCAGCUUCUAACAGUAAAAGCAAGUUGGACGGAGAGCAGUGGCAGAAGGAUGGGAAGGCUUGUAGAGGAGACUUGUGCUAUUUUCCUGAAGAGUCUGAGGAAGAAAAUGUAACACCAUUUGGUGUUGUUCAAACUGAUGACUUUGGUCAAUGUCCAGAGGGAUUUGAACUUUUGAUUGUGAAUGACUUUCAAGUAUGUAAACCACUCGCAGAGCUUGCAAGAUCCCGAACAUUUCCAGCUGCUCUUCCUACAAUGUCUACCACUCCGCACCAGACAGCUAAAGAGACUGGCAAUAAUGUAGAUUCUGACAUAGCCAUUGACUUGGAGAGUGAAGUAGAAUCUGUCAAGUCUGUACCAUCAACACGACCUCCAUUUAUCAACUUCUGCGUAAAAGAAGGCAAAAUCAUGAUCAUUACAGCAAAAGGGAUACACUGUAAACACAAAUCUGAAGAAAACAUAUUUGUUGAUUGUGAAGAACAUGAAGUCUAUGUGGAGACUGUAGCUGGAUAUAUUUGCAGGGAUCCCUCAACAGAAGAUAUCUUGUCCACCCCUAUCCAGUGCCCUUCUGGGCACACCUUGAUAAAGACCAACACUGGGUAUGAAUGCAGAGGAACAGUGGUUCUGGAAUCAUCCUGUCCUGAAAACUAUGAAACUGUGCAAACCAUGUCAGGAACAAUAUGUAGCCCCUCAUCUCCAUUUACGUCCACAGGAAAGACCACUUGUCCACCAGGUACAGUCCUAACAGAAUCUGAGAAAGGAACCGAGUGUCUCCACAUAAUAGAUGAACUGUUAGCAGCAACAACUGUUGUAUCAGAUGACCUUGUCACAACGGACCAUCCCAGGGAGUACCCUAUAGGGCUGCCUCCUAAACCAGAUGUGCCCACCACCUCACCUGUACCUGACUUAACAACUGCGUCCAUACUUUGCCCACCUGGUCAGAUCGGUGUACAAACUGACACAGGUCCUGUUUGUAAGUACUACACAAAAUUGGAGAGAGGCAGAGGAGAUCUUCCACCCUUUUGUCCAGAAGGAAGGACAAUGAUGAACACAGAGUCUGGACUACUCUGUAUCGGAGCUUCAGUAAUGGUCGAGUAUGAUGGACCAGUUACACUUUUAUACAGUGAAACAGAGGAAUCAGGCCCGAAUAUCUCACCUUGCCCAAAGGGACAGGUUUUAGUUAGCACAGAAGAUGGGGAAAAGUGCCAGGACCUCCAGCGCCCAUUUGUUUUACCAACUGAUGAUAUACUACUUGUGCGAAAUGUUUGUCCACAUGGACAGGUUGCCGUUAACACAUCUGAUGGAUCUGAGUGCCGUUGGAUUGGCAUAGAGAAGGAAACUGGCCCUGAGCCUCUAUGUCCUGAAGGGUGUUCAAUCCAGCAGACUAACUUUGGAUUGCUGUGUAUUAAUGACACCACAGGUGAGCCUGCUUUAGAUGGUAACUUUUCCUGUCCUGAUGGGCAGAUAGCUCUUUUCACUCCAAAGGGCAGUAUGUGUAAAUCAGAGGGUGUCAUUGUUGGGAAAAUAUUAACUGUUACUGAGAUAGAUGACCUUCAAACAGAACCAGGAUGUGGUUUAGAUAACCUUGUGUUUCAAACACUGGCUGGACCCCUCUGUCUAGAUAAAGUGUCUAGAGAACCUGUGAUUCAUGAAGAGAAAAUCUGUCCUGACUCUGAGCUUGGAGUACUUUCUCCAUCCGGUGUUGUCUGCAAGCUGAGAUCAGACAUUUUGCUUUACACUUUGACGUGGGGUUCUUGUAGUAUUGGACAAACAGUUGCAGCAACAGAGGCAGGAUCUAUAUGUGUAUAUCAGGAUACCAAAUAUCCUGUGUUUGAUGACAGCAUACCAUGCCCCGAUGGCCAGGCUCCAGUUGUGACACCAUCUGGAACAUUUUGCAAAUUGAGAUCAGCCAUAGUGACUUCAUUUGAAGAAACGGAUGCAUCAGGAGGAUGCCAAUCAGGGCAGACAGUUCUGGAGACAGCAGCAGGUGCCAUUUGCAUCAACAGUGAAACGCUGCUCCCAAUUAUCGAUGAAAGCAUUUCGUGUGCUGAAGGACACGUGCCAAUUGUUACCCCAGGAGGGACAUUCUGUAGACAUCGGUUAUCGUUACUGACAAGACUAUCAGAGAAACAAAUAUAUGCCUGUGCUGAUGGUCAGACGAUUGUGGAAACAGAAGCUGGGGCCAUUUGUAUCCAUAGUGAAACUCUGGAACCAGUCAUUGAUGAGAGUGUAUCGAGAUGUCAGAAUGGCCAAGCAGCUGUGGUUACGCCCUCAGGGACUCGGUGUAAGCCAAGAUUAUCCAUUUUGACAAGAUUGGUUAAAAAACCAAAAGGCGAUAUUAAGACUGAAACAGAAAUUUCCACUCAUUCUUGUGUUGAAGGACAGAAAAUUCUUGAAACAGAAGCCGGAGCAAUCUGCAUCCACAGUGAAACACUACAACCUGUGAUUGAUGAGACUGUAUCUUGUAUAGAUGGGCAAACCCCUAUUGUAACUCCUACAGGAACUUUAUGUAAACUUCACUCUGCAAUACUUACCAGGUUAACUGUAGAUGAGAGUGAUAAGCAUGAAAUUUCUACAGAAUUUGAAACACUGUCAUGCAGUGAGGGUCAAGAGGUUUUAGAAACAGCAGCAGGUGCCAUCUGCAUUCAUGGAGAAACUUAUCAGCCAGUCAUCGAUGAAUCAUUGUCUUGUCCUGAUUCUCAGGCACCAGUUGUUACACCUGCUGGAACUUUGUGUAAACUACGCUCAUUAAUACUGACACCAUUGUCGGAAACACAACUACAAACUUGUGCAGAAGAUCACAAGGUUUUAGAAACAGAUGCUGGACUAAUUUGUAUUCAUAAUAUGACUUUACAACCCAUUGUUGAUGAAAGGGUAUCAUGUCCAGAUGGUCAGGCACCUGUUGUGACCCCAAAUGGAACAUUGUGUAUCCUUCGUUCUGCAAUUUUACAGAAGCUCCCUAAGGUUGAAGGACCAGUCUGUGAAGGACAUCAGUUGCUGGAAACAGAGGCUGGGGCUGUUUGUUUUCAUAAUUGGACAAUGCAGCCCAUGAUUGAUCAAGACUCUGUUUGCCCAGAUGGACAGAUAUCAGUUCUGACCCCAACGGGUGCAUGCUGUAAACUUCACACUGCAGUCCUAACAAUUUUAAAUGAAAAUGGCACUUUGACAACACAAUCUCCUGUACCAUCUUGUGACGAAGGCCAGAGAAUAUUGAAAACAGAAGCAGGCAUUAUCUGCAUUCACACGAACACUUUACAGCCAGUUGUUGAUGGACGUAUAACAUGCCCAGUUGAUUAUACACCUAUUAUCACACCAACAGGUUCGGUUUGUACUCGUCAUUCAGCUAUAUUAACAAGACUGUCCGAAACAGGAACUCUAUUUUGCACUGAAGGACAAGAUAUUCUAGAAACUGAGAUAGGUCCCAUUUGCACACAGGGUGAGAUAUCAAGGCCCAUUGUUGACCACAGCUUGUCUUGCCCUCAAGCAGAAACACCUACUGUAACUCCAGUGGGCACGGCAUGUAUGCCAAGUUCUAUCAUAGAAGGACUUUUAGAACAAACAGGUGAAACAGGUAGUUGUGGUAUAGGAAGAAGAAUACAUGAGACUGAAGGAGGUCUGAUUUGUGUAGACAAAGAAACUGAUCAGCCAGUGAUAGAUGAGGGCAUGUUCUGCCCUGAGGGACAGGCAGCCGUUGUGUCUCCAACAGGAACGUUUUGUAUGCUUCAUGCCAUUAUCUAUGGUCGACUGUCAAGAAUACCUGCAAAAAGCACUUACAUGUCCAUGACGACUCCAUCAACACCGGAAUCUUGCCAAGAUGGGCAAUUUGUACUUCAGACAGAUGCGGGACCAAUUUGUGUUUAUGUGGAAACCCAGGAUGCAGUUGUGGAUGUGACCGUAUCCUGUCCAGAUGGACUGUUGCCAGUUGUGGCACCAUCAGGGACGUUCUGUUUGCUGCAGACAAAAAUAUUUGCAAAGCUUUCACAGCUAUCUGUCAAAACUAACGAUUCAUUCUCUGAGAACAUGGUGAAUGUUACUGAGGAAGAAAAUGCUUGUGGUGAAGGACAGAGAGUUCAUAAACAGAAAUCACAAGAAAUAUGUGUUUAUGAGGAAACUUCAGAACCAGUCUUAGAUUUUAGCAUAACUUGUCCUAAAUCUAAAAUUGCUGUAUUGACACCAACUGGAUUUGUCUGCAAGUCACAGAGGUCAAUUUAUGGUAAGAAGAAGUUUGUGAGUGAAAUCACAAAAUCAGCAAUGGAGGACAAUGACGUAGAUGAAGUAGAUAGAGAACUUAGUUGUGGCUCUGGAAGCAAAGUGUAUCAGACUGAAGAUGGAUUAAUCUGUAUUGAUACAGAAACAGAAGAGCCAAUAUUUGAUGAAAGUGUAACCUGCCCUGAUAGCAAAGUGCCAUACGUCACACCAUCCGGCACAGUUUGUAAACUAAGACUGCGUGAAACUGAUGCAGAAGCAUCAAGGAAAGACAGAUUUGAAGAAGAUUUAGCAAAUACAUGUGGUGAUGGCCAGAAGAUGCUUUCAAUCAGUGCUGGAGUCAUUUGUGUCCAUGAAGAUUCUCUGGAGCCCGUUAUUGAUGAGUCAGUGUUUUGUCCACAAGGCAAAGUAGCUGUACGGACACCAUCAGGUACAUCUUGUAGAUUAGAGGAAAGAAUUUUUGUGACCAGCACUACUGAAUUUACCACGCUAACCACUGCUGAAGCCACCACGCCCACCACUGCUCAAGCCACCAUACCCACCACUGCUCAAGCCAGCACACCCAGCAUUACUGUAUCAACCAAAAGCACAGUACCCACAUGUCCACUCGGUGAGAAAUUAGUCAUUCGGCAAAAUCAGUACAUUUGUGAGAUGGAACAAUCACUAACAACACAGACCACUAUUUCAGAAGCACCAACAUGCGGUGAAGGACAGAUUGUUGGGGAAUCUGAGCUAGGGAUGGUUUGUCUUUAUCAUCACUCUCUUAAAACUGUCAUUGAUGAACAGGUGGAAUGUGAUCUAGGUGACAUUGCUGUUGUAACCCCUCAUGGAACUGUGUGUAUGUUGCGAACUGUGAUAUUAAAAGAGUCUGCACCAACGACACCUCUAUCAAGACCAGCACCAGCGCCAGCACCUACUGCAAGUGUUCCAAUAUGCCCAAGAGGACUAACUCCUGUGUUGAGAAAUGGACAGUUUGUUUGUAGACAUGUGAUUGUGAGCAAAGCUAAUGUGGAACCUUCCACUGCUCGCCCUGAACAAACAGAGAGGUGUGAUGUGGGUCAAAGGAUUUACCUUACGUCUGUAGGUAAAAUUUGUGUUCAAGAACACACAUUAGAGCCAGUAAUUAACAGAUCUGUGAGCUGCUCCAGUGGUGACGUGGCUGUUUUUACACCAUCUGGAGUGGCUUGUAAAAACAGGACAGCUAUCUACCAAAGCUUGCCAAAUCCAACAGAGGCUCCAGAAGUGACAGAGACCUAUCCUGAUGUUGAUAAGGGCUGUCCAGAAGGUCAAGUGGUUGUGUCCCACAAUGGUCAGUUAAUCUGCAGGCCAGAUGAUGAGGUGAACACUGGAGGUGAAUGUCCUCCAGGAUAUCAAAAAGUUAUGAUUGAAGGUUUAACAGAGUAUCAAUGUCAGUAUGUUGGUUUUAGUACAGACAAGGGCUCCAGGGAAGCAGAAAGGAACUAUGAGCGGAACCUUAAGUGUCCAUUUGGGCUUGUUUUGACGCAUACGCCCAAUGGGCCAGCAUGUAGAUAUCCGUCCAAGACAAGUAGGACUGCUGGAACUGGUGCUGAUGAUCUACCAGCAGGAGCUAAUAAUAUUCCGGACAGUAGUUUUAUACCACCAGUAGUUACAGAUCGAGGACAGCCUUGUAGUGGAGGAACAAACUGUGGAGGUGAAAACACCAGGCCACAUGGUCAGACUGUCACAUGUCCAGAGGGUGUGAACUGUGUUGGCUUCCGACCUGGUGUCCAUGUUCCGGUGGCCCCUUGUUUGCAAGGAAUAAACUGUGCUGUACCUGUCGUAAGGACACCUGUGGUUAGCUCUGGGUGUUUCAACGGAAUUCAAAUCGCCAAUGGUCAGCCUUGUGCUAGUAUGCCUGGAGUCUUUCCUCAACUCAGUAACACACCAUGUGGAUCAGGAUCUAACUGCGGGAUUCCUUGCUCUACUAGUAACUGCCGUGGUGGGGCUGUGGUCCCACCCAUGUACAAUGGUUGUGGGAACGGAGGCACUACUGCUGGAGGGUGUGGUAUCCAACCUAGACCAUCUUAUCCCUUUUCUGUCACGCAAUCCUGCAGCAAUGGGUUUCAGCCUUAUCAAAGAGGGAAAAUUUACAUGUGUGUUCCACUGAAGAUUCAGGGGUUAUGCGGCAGUAACGUAAUGCUGAAGACCCUCCUUGGUUCAGAGAGGUGUAAUGGUGUCCACCAAGCAGUUCCUCCUCAUCGUUCCAUCACUCCCUGCACUCUGAAUAAUGGCUACCCUAUCACGGGCAAGUUGUCCUCUGCCUGUACCCCACUAGACGGCCUCACGCCUGUUGAGGGAGCUGAAGGAGUGUGUAGAGCUGGAGAGCAGUUGUUUCAGUCAGCUAGAGGUAGGACUGUGUGUCUCCCUGUCUCCUCAAUUGCUGCUACAUCAGCUCCGGAGGUACAGCAGGAGGCACUCCCUACAUGCAGAACUUCAGAAAGGCUGGUGAAAACGGACAGGGGUUACAUCUGCCAAAGAUUGCCCUCCUCAGGAUGUAACCCAGAGUGUGCAAAUGGAGGGACCUGUGACAAUGGGGUGUGUAGGUGUCCCAGGGGGCUCUCAGGCAGCAGCUGUCAGACAGAUAUUGACGAGUGUAAACGUCUGCCAGAGAGACACUGCCAUUACAAGUGUAUGAAUGGGUUUGGUAGUUACAGAUGUGUCUGCCCCACUGGCUAUACACUUAACGCAGACAGGCGCACAUGUAAAGCAAUAAGAUGCACACCAGAGUGUAGAAAUGGUGGCACUUGUGUGGGAGGAGUGUGUAGAUGUACUGCAGGCUUCACAGGAAGGCAGUGUGAGAUCGAUGUGGAUGAGUGCUCUGGGAGAGAGGGCUUAUGUGAGUAUCAGUGUCGUAACACAGUCGGAAGCUACACCUGUGUGUGUUCUGCAGGUUCCCGCCUCAGGGAAGAUGGCAGAUCUUGCGAAAGACAGAGCUGCAUGCCUUCAUGUCAGAAUGGAGCCACUUGUAAGGACCAUCGCUGCUUCUGUGCCCCGGGCUAUUAUGGUGUCAGCUGUCAAUUAGAUAUCAAUGAAUGUUUCCACUUCCGACCAUGCAGUCACCUGUGUCACAAUACCAAAGGUAGUUAUGUCUGCGCCUGUCGAUCUGGAUUCCGAUUGGCUUCAGAUGGUCACAUGUGCCUUCGGAAUCCCUCACCAGAGAGCCCCACCAGACGCAGACGAAGACCCAGAACCACACGAAGGAGAAAAGCCACAGCAUUAGGGUAGUUGGUUUUAAUGACUGAGGUACUGAUAUAUUAGGCUUUAAUUGUUAUUAAGGACAUGGGUCUUAGUAUCCCUUUGUUCCCUCUGAUAUCUGUUGGAUGUACAUGUAUCAGAUACAUAUAUUGGCUCAUUUCUAUGUGCAUUUAUAUGUUUGUUUCUGUGUGUUAUUUUUUAGCCAUUUUUCUGAUUUUGGCUUUCUGUUAGUGUCAGUUAUAUUGUUUAUCACUUUCAUGCUAAAACUUUGGUUAAUGAAGUUGUCACUAGUUUUUAUGUGAUAGUCUAGUGGAAAUAAUAGUAUUUAUCAGUUUCAUAUUGGAGCUGUAGUUAUUGAAGUGUUUGUUUGAAGUACUGUUAUUCACAUUGAUUGCUUGAAUGAUAUGUUAUUAACAAUCGUGACAUGUACAUCCCAGAUGUAAAAAUGAAUACUAGUAAGCAAGUAUUUGUCUGGGUGAUGUGGUGAGUGGAGGGGGUUCAUGCAUCAGUAUACAAGUGGAAGACUGUCAGAAAAUAUAAAUCUACAGGACUCAGAUCUGAAUACUUCUAUGGUCACUGAAGUAGUUUAGUGGAAUAUUUCACUGAGCAGUUUUGUACAUGUUGAAAAGAAAACCAAAUACCUUUUCGGAUAACUUUUGACUGUUUAUCUUGAUGGAGAAUACUUUAAAUUAUAUUUGUAGAAUAGUUUUCUUGUAACAUUUAUCAGUCCAUCUUAUGUUAAACAGACCAUUAGGAUGCAGUAGUGUGCUGUCACAUGUUUAUGAUGACAAAUGGUCAUGAUGUACUGACUUCUUCAUGUUUGGAAUAGCUAUGAAAUUCUCUCUGAUCUGUAUGGCUCAAUCCUUAUACUUCUGUGUC
Messenger RNA from Liolophura sinensis, 9889 nucleotides. RefSeq lists its product as uncharacterized. The record is from RefSeq and is a predicted model, not a curated record. The transcript has 11 exons. Gene Ontology annotation, molecular function: calcium ion binding. Lineage: Eukaryota; Metazoa; Mollusca; Polyplacophora; Chitonida; Chitonidae. The coding region runs from base 470 to 9040 and encodes 2856 amino acids.